Molecule: messenger RNA, 893 nt
Organism: Impatiens glandulifera
Lineage: Eukaryota; Viridiplantae; Streptophyta; Magnoliopsida; Ericales; Balsaminaceae
Exons: 3
Coding region: 69-554 (161 amino acids)
Source: RefSeq, a predicted model, not a curated record
UAUCGCAUAUUUUGUAAGCAGAAGGAGGAGAGAACGUGAAUUCCCGUGUCUAUCAGGAAAGACGCGACAUGGCUUCACUUGGAGAGACGACGAUGAGGACAUACCUUUCUGCAUCUAACGACAUUGCUUGCCCCAAACCGCGUCGACUCGUAACGAUGAAUACUUCCAUCAACGAUCAGAUCUGGUCUUCCAGAUGUAACCAUCAAGGGGAAACGUCUGAAUCCAAAGUCGGCUCGGAGCUUCUUGAUAUUAUCCUUUCUAAGGGGAAUUGUGGUGCAGACUAUGGCAAUCAAAUGGCUUCAUCUCCACCCUACUACUGUGGAUCUCCUCCUAGCAGGGCAUCUAAUCCUUUGAUCCAAGAUUCAGAAUUUGGGAACAUGGGUGUCUUCUGUCCAUUCUCACCUACUACUUCUCCAUCCAACUCUUCAUCUGCAUGCACAGGAGUAUCAUGCUUUAGUACAAAAAUUGUGCACAAACCAGCUGCAGUGAGGAUAGAAGGGUUUGAUUGUUUGAACCGUAAUAGAAGAAACUGCAGCAUCUCUGCUGUGGCUUAGGGAGCAGAAGAGGUGAAAAUUUUGGAGGUAAACAAUAAUAUCUGUGAUGUAUAUAUAUAAAACUAAUCUAUAAAAAAAGAGGGAUGGGAUCUAAUAAAAGAGAUGGAGGUAGGGAAGAAGGUGAAAAACUACUUUACUUGUUUCUCUCCUCUGAGUUUGAUUUGCAUUUUAAUGUUAUUUUAAUUUUAGAGUUUAAAAGUUUUCUUAUUUGUUUCAUAAAACAUUAAGGGUCUUAGUGAGUCAGUCACUCUUCUCCUUGAUUUGUAAUUGUAAGGUGUAACUGAAAGGCAGGGAGUGAAUGGUAUUUUCAAAAUUUGCUUAGAAAAUUUACCAAAUUUU